This is a messenger RNA of Rattus norvegicus (Norway rat), 8831 nucleotides long. The record is from RefSeq and is a predicted model, not a curated record. Lineage: Eukaryota; Metazoa; Chordata; Mammalia; Rodentia; Muridae.
UUGGAUUUAGGAGGAGGGCAGGACAGGGAGGGAGCAACAGUGGAGGAGGAGGCUAUAGCCACACCAGCUGUCCGACACUCCUGGGCUUGGGUCUUGUGCAGGGAAGCUGGUGACCAUGGCAGUGUCGAGGGAUAGGGAGAAGAGGGAGAGGUCUGGGCUGUUGGACUCCGGGCCUGAAGGUUGGGAACAGGCAGUGUAAGCUUUGAUGGCCCUAGAGAAGGUGGGCAGCGGGUGUUUCUGGCCUAGAGUUGGUAAGAUGGAUGGCUGAGGCCCUGAGGAGACGUUCUGCUGACCUGUGGCCUAUGCAGGUGCCUGUCCUUCUGGGCUUCUGUUUGUCUUGUUGCCGAGCUCAAAGCUCCCAUUUCUUUGUCUGCACAGCGGCCAUGGGGUCAGACUUGACCUUAGCCAGUUACCCUCUGACCUUUCCCCUCAGCAACCCCUCUGCUCCCUCCCUGUCCUCUGGACCUGCUGUCCAGACACAAAGGUUAAUCACCAACCUCAGGGCCUUUGCCCUGUGGUCCCCUCCUGGCUUCUGUCCCGGAAUCUCAGAGGAUAUCCUUCCCAGCUUCCCUUUCUGUUUCAUAGCAACUCCUCAGAGAAGCCAUCCCCAAGACCCCUCUGGGUACCUUCCCCGACCCCCCUGCAGUACUACAUGGCUUUUGGGCCUUCCUUCACCCCCAGUGUCAGCCGCACAGGUGUGUGUCUCUGAGGCACAGCAGGGCAGGGGACAGCGUAGGACCACAGCCAUAUUUGAUUGAAUGGUCAUGCAAAAGGAAGCGCGUGUCCCGCGCUCAAGCACACACAAGGGUCUCAGGAGUUUGAGUUGAGGGCUGAGUCCUUCCCUGUGGACCGCAGACACUGCUACUGAUUGUCUGUCCUCGAUCUGCCUCAGUGGAGCUGCAGGACUGGCUCUGGCUGGGCGGGACCUGUCUCUGCCUGUCAUUGAUUGAGCGUGUUAUUUUGUGUUCUGAACCGUGGAUGAAGCACGGGAGAUGUAAAAGAGCUGGUCACAUGGGCCAACUCAUGGGCCACCCCCACCCCCACCCCCCAGCAUCAGCGAGACCAAUAUUUGUUGUAGGAACUGGAACAGCCAGGGCAGAUUUCCUGGGGGGAGGAAGGGUCUCUGCCAUCACCGGAAGGGCAGGGAUACAGGGCAAUGGGUGCCAUGUUUUCUACUUCCUGGUUUCCAUCAGUAUUGAGCUGGGACAUUACUCCCUGUGUCUUCCCUACCUCCUGUUCCCUGUGUAUGGGAGCUCCAUACACAUUUCUCCAGUCACCCCUGGAUCAGGGCUGGGCUCUGGUAGAACCUGAAGGUGUGCCUCGGGGUAUGGGAUGUGGGUUUCAGGAUUCCGUGGGUUCCCAGUCUGGGAUCUUUAGCUACUUGGUUUGUGGUGUUUCCAGAGCUGGGUACUAGCACCACACCCUCUGUUCCAGCUGUUUAGUAAGUCUGAUCGGCUGGGCGGGAAUGUUCUAGAUGCCUCGAUGCCUUGGCCCUGCCAGGCAGCCCUGUUUACAGCCUGAGACCCCAAGUUCCACCUUCAGAACCACUCUGUGUUUAUAGCGCCUUAUGAGUGCAGUGCAGGCCCCUGUGGAGGGGCACGGCCCCCUUUGCCCCUCCCUGGCAUCUACUCUCCACAUCAGGCUGACGAAGUACGGAUGGCAUGCCAGGGUGCAGAGGCCACCGAGGACACAGCCCACUGCCCGGUGAGAGGCCAUAUGCCCGUGGGUCUGCAGUGCUGGUCUCAGGCAGGCGAGGUUGUUGUAGACUUGCUCACUGUGGGUCAGGGGAGGUUUUGAGUGACCUGCUUCCCGUGUUCGGGCACUGGCCGGGUCCCUUUGGUAGGACACUGGCUCACAAACUCAUCCUUUGCUGGGUAGUGUGGUCCUGGGGGUGGUAGGGAGAUACUCAGGCACGAAGAGGGAAGAGGUCCCUGGUUCCCUUUCCUCUUGCCUUUGAGGGUGUGAGAUGUGGGCCAAGAGGUGUCUGUACAGCUGAGCUAUAGAACAGUCCCCACUCAGCCAUUCAGUCUCCUGCUCCAUGAACACCGGGCUGGCCGGAAGCACAAGGUAUCCAAGAUGGCACAGGCCACUAAACUGAAGAUCUGGAGUGAGGCUCAGAAGGACUGAGGUCUGGGUGCUGGCUCUCCCUACAGCAUCCCAGUGAUGGCUGGUACCCCCCACCCCACCCCAGAGUACCCACACCUUUCCCAUGGCACAGGCUCAGAGGAUCCAGUUAGUGGCUCCUACCUCAUCCAGUGAGGAGGGACAAGGCCACUCCUUGUGUUCUGCCCUCAGUCCUGGUGUUUGGGUUUAUAUAUCAUUGGGUCGGUUUUAGAAGAAUCAAAGUCAGCUCGGAGAAAGAUGACUGGGGUUUUGGUGAAUCAUGGUUUUCCGGUUCCUUCUGGAUUGGGCCACACCUGGGGAGGAGCAGUUGAGGUCGGAAAGGCGUGAAGGACCUGCUUGAGAGGACAUUGCCAAUGUGACAGGUUCCCGAGCCCUCCCACACCACCCUUGGGUGACCCAGGCUCUCUGGGGCUCUACCCUUCACAGACUGUAGCUCAUCUCAAGUUCCCUUCACAAGCUCACCAGGGAAGAUUAGACUCUGGAAGGUGCCGGUUGGCUCAUGAGGUGAUGCUAUCCACCCUGAAGCCAGCGGGAUUUGGGAGGCGGGUCAGGGCAGGGGCAGUGGGAGGGGAGCAGGAGGAAAGGAGAGAGAGGCAGCCAUCCUGGGGGCUCCUUCUGGGGAGAGGCGCCCCUAGUUGCCCUAUUUGAGUUUCCCUGGCUAUUUUGAAAUUAGUGGAGGGAGAGAGUCUGGAGCCUGGGGAAUGGACUUCAUGGACUUCAAAGAGCUCCCCUCUCCUCCCCCAUCCCUGCACAGGUAGAGACCGGAAUCCCCAGGGCCUCCGUCUGCCUCCUUUCUGGGUGUUUUUACUUCUUCUUGUUCCUAUUACAGCAUCAAAAGACGGGGUUGGGGGGUGCGCUGAGGAGGCUUGUCCACCAAACCCUUUGGAGGAGUCGGGCCUGUCAGGGGAACCAGGGGACCUGUUAUGGUCAAGGACUGGGGUCCAACCCCAGGGGGAGGCACGUGGGAGGUUUGGCAGCGGAAGUGCCUUCAGGGUUUCUGAUUCUGGCUCUGCUUGUGCUGGGCUUCCUUCCCUCCAUGCCCUGACUGUUCCCACACGUGGGCUGUGGGAGAAGCUGUCAGCGAACCCCUGGAAAGGGCUGUAGGCUGUGUGGGUCCACUGUCAUAAGCUGUCUCGUGUAAGCUUGUACCAGCUGGCCUUGGGCAGUUCACACUCUGUCAGGGUGCAAACCCCACCCCCGCCGUGUGACACCCACAGACACAGCUGUGAACCCAGAAGGCCUAAGCAAGGCCCACCACAGCAGUGGGGGUGACCUCAGGGCAGCCCACGUAUACACUGGCUCUUUGAGCCCUGUGUGGUUGAGCCACUUAGUGCUGUAACUGCUCCCUCUGUGGGACUGUGGGACAGGGCUGAACAUUCCACCCAAUCCCAGGGGUGUGUGUCAUGUUUCUCUCCUGCCCCCUUAGUUGUUUGAACCAUUCAGGAACCUCUUGGCGUGUAUGGCGUGUCCUAGAGUCCAUACGCAAGCCAUUUCAGUGAUGGCAACAGUUGUGCCGGAGAGGCCUAGACUGGAACCUCCCCCAACUUACGCAUCUGAACAAGAAACCCAGAGGAGAUGCGCUCACCUAGAAGGGCAGGGUUCAGCUCUGGGACCCUCAUGGUGACCCCAAUCUCUUCCCAACUGCCUACUGCCCAAUCCAGCAAUUCCCAGAGAGUGGAUACCAUAAAGCCAUUCUCUCCAGGGGCAAGUGAUGACAGGCCACUGAACAGAGGUAGCCUUAAGACCGCCCCUAGGACACUGGCUGUAGCUCCAGUGCCAGGUCCCUGGGUCUUGGAGAAGGUGGUUCUUCCAGGUUGGCCAUUCACUCUGUUUCUAGACCUGACACAUCUUGAUCUGCUGGGUGUCUCUGGGAGAGUUACGGGAUUCCUCGGGCUACUGUUUGCUGGUGGAACCAGGCUAAGUGGAAUUCAUUCGUCGUCCGUCCGCUAGAGCCUUGGUUGUUGAGGGGCUGUUGCAGAUGGAGCGUUUGAGGUCUGGCCUUACAGCUCAGUGGUGGAGAGCUUGCUUAGGCUGUGCUAGAACUUGGGUUCAACCCCCCAGCCCCUGCAACACUUAGUGUGAGGACCCUGGGGGCCAGAGAAACCAAGACCCAAGGCUGUCAUCGGUCUGGCCUCUUUCCCUCUCCUUGGGCUUCACUAGGACUGGCAAGUUGGGGAGAGAUGUUUUCUAGAACCUUGCUGGGCCUUGAUGGAGGCCCCCCAUUUCUAGGGGGAGGUUUUUGUUUUCAAUCCAGGCUCCAGCUCCGUUUCUAGGUGCACAGGAAACAGGCACAGAGCAGCCUUCCCUUGAGAAACCCAUGAAGAAGGGGCCAUGGGGUCACCUCUUAUCCCAGCCCUGACUCAGCUAUCAGCCAUUCUCCUGGUGGCCUCUGAAGCAGAGGGAGGCGGCUGCUGGCUUCAGUCGGGGAAGUUGGGUGGGGGGAGGCAGAAUCCCCAGGGGAAAUUAGCCCAGAUUAGCUGUGAGAAUGAGGAAGGGUUUUGUUUUCUUCUCUCCCAAUGCAGAUAAAUAUUUAAUCACAACAACAAUAAACAACUCUGAUAGAAGCAAAGUGCUGAGGCCCAGGCCACAACCUGAGCCCCACCGGGGCAGACAGAGAUGGAGGGGGGCCAGAGGAGGAGGAGGCCGAGGCAGGGAGACCCGAGGGACAGGAGGAAGGAGCCUGGCUUUGCCCUCUGCCUGGGCACUUUUGUGGCUGGGGUGAACAUGUGGAAGUGGGUUGCAACCUCUGGAUCCCAGAUUCCCACUUUUUCCCAGCCUUUGGAGUUACAGCUCAUGGCCUGGGUUCAGCCAGCAUCUCAGCCUUACUGGGCAGGCCUGGAUCCUGGGUUUCCCAAACAGCUGUUUCUGGUCAGAGCCACGAGCUAGGAAAUAUCUGUGGAAUAGAGGUCUCCCAGGGCCUGGGUUUUCUUUAAUUCUAUCAUGAGGUUCGACUGGCAGGGUUGGUAUUUUCCCAUAGCUUCUGAGGGUCGGGGGGCCUGUUCCUUCCCAGCUAUGUCUGCUGUCCCUAGGAGUAUUCUCUCCGAGGCCCGGCCUCUGGGGACAGUGGGCCCUGGCCAGCGAAGGUCUUCAAACGUGACCCAGUUUCUGCUUCGAGCUCUGCAUUUCCCCAGGAGCUGGGCCAUGCAGCGCUGAAAAUCAAGAAGAGAUUUAUGGCAGCUUCCGAGAUAACCUCUGAGUUCCCUCUCCCAGGCUCCUGAUGAGAAGUCACAAUAGUUAAUGUCUGCUUUGGGCUGGGUUGAUCGUCUCUCUCUCUCUCUCUCUCUCUCUCUCUCUCUCUCUCUCUCUCUCUCUCUCUUUCUCCUUCCUUCCCAGGUUGGUAGGAGUGACCGGAGCCAUUCUCUCCUCGUUGAUAAGAUUCCCUACCAGGAUAGGAGCCUAUCUCCCUUUCCACAGCAGGACACAGAAAUCUGGCCUUCAGUACUUUGGGAAAAGGAUCUGAGACCUCCCGGAGCUCUGACCACUGGCUGUCAUCUGUGGCUCUGGCCUGUGUGGGCCACUGAGCUCUACUCAAACAUUAAAGAGGAGGAGGGGAGAUCUGUGGAAUGGGCCACCCCGUUGGCCUGCUGCAUUACUGAACCUGCGCUGUCCACACGCGCCCAGAUCAUGGGACCCAGGGCCUGCUAGGGCUAGGAGCGGGGCCCAGUAUUCAUGGGUCUCUAGGCCUUUCCGAAAUGUCCGGGAAGGGAGGCUGGGCCUGGUGGUGGGCCCGGCUGCCCCUCUGCCUACUCCUCAGCCUUUAUGCCCCCUGGGUGCCUUCAUCCUUGGGAAAGCCCAAGGGUCACCCCCACAUGAACUCUAUCCGAAUUGACGGGGACAUCACACUGGGAGGCCUGUUUCCCGUCCACGGCCGUGGCUCUGAGGGUAAGGCCUGCGGGGAGCUGAAGAAGGAGAAAGGCAUCCACCGCCUGGAGGCCAUGCUGUUUGCCCUGGACCGCAUCAACAAUGACCCGGACCUACUGCCCAACAUCACGUUGGGCGCCCGCAUUCUGGACACCUGCUCGAGGGACACCCACGCCCUGGAGCAGUCACUGACCUUUGUGCAGGCGCUCAUCGAGAAGGACGGCACGGAGGUCCGCUGCGGCAGCGGGGGCCCGCCCAUCAUCACCAAGCCCGAACGAGUGGUGGGUGUCAUUGGAGCUUCGGGGAGCUCCGUCUCGAUCAUGGUGGCCAACAUCCUCCGCCUCUUCAAGAUCCCUCAGAUCAGCUAUGCCUCCACGGCCCCUGACUUGAGUGACAACAGCCGCUAUGACUUCUUCUCCCGGGUGGUGCCCUCAGACACAUACCAGGCCCAGGCCAUGGUGGAUAUUGUCCGAGCCCUCAAGUGGAACUAUGUGUCCACACUGGCCUCAGAGGGCAGCUACGGUGAGAGUGGUGUGGAGGCCUUUAUCCAGAAGUCCCGAGAGAACGGAGGUGUGUGCAUUGCCCAGUCGGUGAAGAUUCCACGGGAACCCAAGACGGGGGAGUUCGACAAGAUCAUCAAACGCCUACUGGAAACAUCCAAUGCCAGGGGUAUCAUCAUCUUUGCCAAUGAGGAUGACAUCAGGAGGGUGUUGGAGGCAGCUCGCAGGGCCAACCAGACCGGCCACUUCUUUUGGAUGGGUUCUGAUAGCUGGGGCUCCAAGAGUGCCCCUGUGCUGCGCCUUGAGGAGGUGGCCGAGGGCGCAGUCACCAUUCUCCCCAAGAGGAUGUCUGUUCGAGGGUUCGACCGAUACUUCUCCAGCCGCACGCUGGACAACAACAGGCGCAACAUCUGGUUUGCCGAGUUCUGGGAGGACAACUUCCAUUGCAAGUUGAGCCGCCACGCGCUCAAGAAGGGAAGCCACAUCAAGAAGUGCACCAACCGAGAGCGCAUCGGGCAGGACUCGGCCUAUGAGCAGGAGGGGAAGGUGCAGUUCGUGAUUGACGCUGUGUACGCCAUGGGCCACGCGCUGCACGCCAUGCACCGUGACCUGUGUCCUGGCCGCGUAGGACUCUGCCCUCGCAUGGACCCCGUGGAUGGCACCCAGCUGCUUAAGUACAUCAGGAACGUCAACUUCUCAGGCAUUGCGGGGAACCCUGUAACCUUCAAUGAGAACGGAGACGCACCGGGGCGCUACGACAUCUACCAGUACCAACUGCGCAAUGGCUCGGCCGAGUACAAGGUCAUCGGCUCGUGGACAGACCACCUGCACCUCAGAAUAGAGCGGAUGCAGUGGCCAGGGAGUGGCCAGCAGCUGCCGCGCUCCAUCUGCAGUCUGCCCUGCCAGCCCGGGGAGCGAAAGAAGACUGUGAAGGGCAUGGCUUGCUGCUGGCACUGCGAGCCCUGCACCGGGUACCAGUACCAAGUGGACCGCUACACCUGUAAGACCUGCCCCUACGACAUGCGGCCCACAGAGAACCGCACGAGCUGCCAGCCCAUCCCCAUCGUCAAGUUGGAGUGGGACUCGCCGUGGGCCGUGCUGCCCCUCUUCCUGGCCGUGGUGGGCAUCGCCGCCACGCUGUUCGUGGUGGUCACGUUUGUGCGCUACAACGAUACCCCCAUCGUCAAGGCCUCGGGCCGGGAGCUGAGCUACGUGCUGCUGGCGGGCAUCUUUCUGUGCUACGCCACUACCUUCCUCAUGAUCGCAGAGCCGGACCUGGGGACCUGUUCGCUCCGCCGCAUCUUCCUAGGGCUCGGCAUGAGCAUCAGCUACGCGGCCCUGCUGACCAAGACCAACCGCAUUUACCGCAUCUUUGAGCAGGGCAAACGGUCGGUCAGUGCCCCGCGUUUCAUCAGCCCGGCCUCGCAGCUGGCCAUCACCUUCAUCCUCAUCUCCCUGCAGCUGCUCGGCAUCUGCGUGUGGUUCGUGGUGGACCCCUCCCACUCGGUGGUGGACUUCCAGGACCAACGGACACUUGACCCCCGCUUUGCCAGGGGCGUGCUCAAGUGCGACAUCUCGGACCUGUCCCUCAUCUGCCUGCUGGGCUACAGCAUGCUGCUGAUGGUCACGUGUACUGUGUACGCCAUCAAGACCCGAGGCGUGCCCGAGACCUUCAACGAGGCCAAGCCCAUCGGCUUCACCAUGUACACCACCUGCAUUGUCUGGCUGGCCUUCAUCCCCAUCUUUUUUGGCACCUCACAGUCAGCCGACAAGCUGUACAUCCAGACAACCACACUGACGGUCUCCGUGAGUCUGAGCGCUUCAGUGUCCCUGGGGAUGCUCUACAUGCCCAAAGUCUACAUCAUCCUCUUCCAUAUUUUUCCAUUCUGCUCCUGGCCUUCCCCUGCCAUCUGCCCUGCCCCCUGCCCCUCCUCCCUGAGCUGCCCCAUCCCCGCCAUCAUUUUCUCUUCUGUUCCCCCUCGAUCUCAUUUCCUACCAGCCUUCCCCCUACUUGGCUUCAUCCACCAACUCUUUCACCACGUUGCAAAAGAGAAAAAAAAAGGGGGGGGGGAAUCACCCCCUACAAAAAAGCCCAAACAAAAACUAAUCUUGAGUGUGUUUCGAAGUGCUGCGUCCUCCUGGUGGCCUGUGUGUCCCUGUGGCCUGCAGCCUGCUCGCCCGCCCUACCCGUCUGCCGUGUGUCCUGCCCGCCCGCCUGCCCGCCUUGCCCUUCCUGCUAACGACACGGAGUUCAGUGCCUGGGUGUUUGGUGAUGGUCUCUGAUGUGUAGCAUGUCUGUUUUUAUACCGAGAACAUUUCUAAUAAAGAUAAACACAUGGUUUUGCA